AUGGAAUAUAUAACACCCGAAACACCUGUUGAGUCUGUAAAUAGUGCACGAAUAUUAUGCUGUCGUUGUUCAGCAAUUAUUGAACCCAAUCCAUCUAACAUGUGUGGACCAUGUUGGCACACCCGUGUUGAUCUUGCAGAUGGAAUAAUCAAACAAGGUACACUGUUCUUCUGCCGGGGAUGUGAAAGAUAUCUGCAACCUCCUUCGGAAUGGGUUGUGGCACCGUUGGAGUCCAGAGAACUGUUGGCACUCUGUCUUAAAAAAAUAAAGGGCCUGAAUAGGGUCAAACUUGUUGAUGCUGGUUUUGUAUAUACUGAACCACAUUCUAAGAGAAUAAAGGUAAAACUCACGAUACAGGGUGAGGUUGGACUUAACACAGUCAUGCAGCAAGUUAUUGUUACGGAGUUCACUGUUCAAAACCAGAUGUGUAGUGCUUGCCAUCGUACCGAGGCUCAAGAUUACUGGCGUGCGCUAGUACAAGUGAGGCAGAGGGCCAACAACAGGAAGACAUUUUACUAUUUGGAGCAGCUAAUACUGAAGCAUAAAGCUCAUGAAAAUACUCUUGGCAUAAAACCGAAGCAUGAUGGGUUAGAUUUCUUCUACACAUCCGAGAGUCACGCACGUAAGAUGGUAGAUUUUAUUCAGUCCGUGUUACCAGUUAAAUCACAGCAUUCCAAGAAGCUUAUAUCCCAUGAUAUCCACAGUAACAUAUAUAACUAUAAGUUUACAUUCAGUAUCGAGAUUGUUCCAUUGUCCAAGGACAGUGUUGUGUGCCUUCCUAAGAGGUUGACUCAACAACUUGGAGGGAUAUCUCCUAUAUGUUUGGUGCACAGGGUUACAAGUACCAUACAUUUGAUUGACGCUAGCAGUGGCCAAGUCUGUGACAUAUCCUCAACUGUGUACUGGCGAAGUCCUUUCUCAGCUAUAUGUAAUCCAAAGCAGUUAGUUGAGUAUGUUGUAAUGGACAUUGAUGUGUUAAAAGAACAUGAAAAGAAAUCAUUUCCUGGACAAGGCAUGGUGUCAAAUAAACAUGUUAUAGCAGAUGUGUGGGUUGUUAAAGCUAGUGAACUUGGCUUAGAUGUCAACCCUGUCCAUACUAAGACACAUCUUGGACAUAUUUUGAAACCUGGCGAUACAGUUUUGGGGUACAAUAUUAGCGAUUCAAAUGUGAACGAUGCGAACUUUGACAAAUUGGACCAAAGCGCCGUCCCAGAUGUUUUCUUGGUUAAGAAGUACUACGGGGAAAAGUCGGCCCGGAGACGCGCACGCGCAUGGAAACUUAAACACAUGGCCGAGGAGUUACACGAGGGGCUCAGCUCCACCAAUGAGGACUACAAUGAAUUCCUGGACGAUUUGGAAGAAGACCCAACGUUCAGACAGAACGUCAACAUAUUUAAGGACGAUAAAAAACUGGCUGUCGAUACAGACGAGAUCGAUCCAAUGCUACCUCGUAUUACACUCGCAGAGAUGCUGGACGAUCUGUGCAUAGAUGAUGUUCAGAUGACUGAAGUGUAA
Molecule: messenger RNA, 1515 nt
Organism: Arctia plantaginis
Lineage: Eukaryota; Metazoa; Arthropoda; Insecta; Lepidoptera; Erebidae
Source: the annotation of a GenBank genome assembly